GUCUCUGGCUCCCAUUUGGUGCUCUAAGAAGAGGAUGGCCAUGUCUGUCCAGGCGCCCCUGAUCGACCUCACUGAGGAGGAUUCCAAGGAUCCCAGAGCAGCAGUACCACGUCUGCCAGGAGGACCAGAACGGAUCCCCCAAACUUGUUGAUGGGGAGCAGGAGAGCAGAGUUGCCGGGGAAGAGGUGAAAUAUCAGGAUGUGAAAGAUUUUGGAAUUGGGGAGCUCAUGUGGGGGAAGAUCAAGGGCUUCUCCUGGUGGCCUGCAAUCAUCAUCUCCUACAGAGUCACGUCCAAACGUCAGGCAAUCUCUGGAAUGCACUGGGUGCAAUGGUUUGGGGACGGGAAGUUCUCCGAAGUUUCAGCAGACAAGCUGGUGGGUCUGAUGGCUUUUAGGCAGCAUUUCAACCACUCCACAUUUAAUAAGCUGGUCUCCUAUCGACGAGCCAUACACCAUGCCCUGGAGGUUGCUAGGAGCCGGGCAGGAAAGACGUUCCCAGAACCAGAGCAGAGAGCAAAUGGUUUCCAAAGUCACAAACAACAACAGGAGCCUUGAAGACGGUUGUUUAUCGUGCGGGAGAAAAAACCCAGUCACAUUCCACCCGCUGUUUGAGGGGGACCUUUGCCAGACUUGCAGGGAUCAAUUCCUGGAGCUCUUUGACAUGUACGACAAGGACGGGUACCAGUCCUACUGUACUGUCUGCUGCAAAGGCAAGGAGCUGCUGCUGUGUAGCAAUGCCAGUUGCUGCAGGUGCUUCUGUGUCGAAUGCUUGGAGGUCCUGGUAGGGCAAGGUACCUCGGCCAAGGCAAAAGAGCAAGAGCCCUGGAACUGUUACAUGUGUCAACCACAGAAGUGCUAUGGGGUGUUACAGUGCCGACCAGACUGGAACGUAGGGCUGCAAGACUUCUUCACCAACAACAAAGGACAGGAAUACGAUACACCUAAAAUCUAAAAAGGCCUGCACAUUUCCCAGAGUCACUACCCUUGAUAAC
Messenger RNA from Chrysemys picta bellii (western painted turtle), 991 nucleotides. The record is from RefSeq and is a predicted model, not a curated record. NCBI's taxonomy places the organism in Eukaryota, Metazoa, Chordata, Testudines, Emydidae.